CUCACUCAUUAACAAUGGCCCCCAACCCACAAUGCGCUGCCCUCGCCGCCGCCAAGGCACGAACUGGCCUCUCUUACGCGGAUAUCGCAGCCAAGAUCGGCAGCACCGAGCAGCGAGUCACUGAGAUUUGCACUGGUACCACUCGUCCAUCGGCAGAGGAGUUCCAGAAGCUUGCCACUGCUUUGGAUAUCAAGGAUCCUAUCCCCUCCGACUCUGCUCACACCGCCUAAUCAACUGCAACAUACUGUAUUGAAACACAAUCGCAAUGUACAUUAUCUCAUUACUUCAACAAUCUACUUCAUGACCAGGA
Messenger RNA from Coprinopsis cinerea okayama7#130, 310 nucleotides. RefSeq lists its product as hypothetical. The transcript has 4 exons. NCBI's taxonomy places the organism in Eukaryota, Fungi, Basidiomycota, Agaricomycetes, Agaricales, Psathyrellaceae. The coding region runs from base 15 to 230 and encodes 71 amino acids. Gene Ontology annotation, molecular function: DNA binding. The record is from RefSeq and is a predicted model, not a curated record.